Molecule: messenger RNA, 669 nt
Organism: Ostertagia ostertagi
Lineage: Eukaryota; Metazoa; Nematoda; Chromadorea; Rhabditida; Trichostrongylidae
Source: the annotation of a GenBank genome assembly
AUGGGUUAUGUAACGCGUAAAUUGAAGAUUUCACUGAAUCCGCAGAAAACUAUUCAAAACCCUUUCAAAGCAAUUUCCACAGCAAAGGUAUCACGAAGGAUAUUACAGGUGCUGCCACUGGAGAACAAAAUGAAGCAUCCGAAAGACAUGGAUGGCUUCAACGGUGUUCUUUCUACGGGCGUUUCCUUGGUAACGUUGAUCUACGCGGCAUGUGGAUUCUACGGCUACAUCACCUAUGGGGAUCAAGUCCAAGGCAGUGUCACACUGAAUCUAUCUGAUACACCAUUGAACUUCUCGGUGAAGUGUAUGUUAUUGUGCGUCGUCUUUUCGAGUUUCCUUAUCCAGCAAUACCCGAUAGUGGAAAUGCUUUGGCCGAUGGCAAAGCGGCCACUACGAGCUCGCAACACCAAACGAGCCUACAUCAUCGCACUCGAGUACCUGUUCCGAUUCUCGAUAGUGUUUGUCGCAUUGGGCUUGGCAUGGUUGAUACCAAAUCUGGACCAGAUAAUCCCGUUGGUUGGUGUGACUGCUGGUAUGCUCCUCGCUCUGGUCCUGCCGGCAAUACUCGAAGUGGUCGUGUUUAUUGAAGAAUGGCGGGCGAAUUUCACCACACUCAGGGUAUCUGUAUAUGUUGGUUUGGGUUGUUUCUAUGCCAUAUUAGGGGUGUAG